ACACGCCCACCCAACCAGGAAGUCGUUUCGAAGUUGCACAGCGAUUUCAGGCGAAACGAAACUACGCGAAAACCUGUGAAGCGUUACACAGCACAAACGGAGAAUGGCAGAAGCGGCUCCAAAUAACCACGAACUUUUUACAUGUUCGAUUUGUUUGGAUCUUCUUAGGGAUCCAGUGACUACUAAUUGUGGACACAGUUACUGUAUGGGCUGCAUUACGAGCUGCUGGGAUCAGGAAGAUCAGAAGGGAGUCUACAGCUGCCCCCAGUGCAGACAGACUUUCACCCCAAGACCCGUUUUAAGCAAAAAUAAUAUUUUUGCUGAGCUGGUGGAACAGAUCAAGAAGACCAGGAUCCAAGCUGCUGCUCCUGUUCCAUGUAAUGCUGGACCUGGAGAUGUGGAGUGUGACGUCUGCACUGGGACAAAACGCAAAGCUGUGAAGUCCUGUCUGGAAUGUCUGGUUUCAUACUGUGAAACUCACUACAAAGUUCACAAUGACAUAAACCCUGGGCGAAAACACAAGGUGGUUGAUGCCACAGGCCAGCUACAGGAGAGGAUCUGCACCCAACAUGAGAAGCCUCUGGAGAUAUUUUGUCGUACGGAUCUAAGUUGUGUUUGUUUGCUCUGUCUGGUGGAUGAACACAAAGGCCAUGACACUGUGUCAGCCUCUGCAGGGAGGAGAGAGAAACAGACACACUUGGGGGAGACCCAGAAUAAAAUCCAGCAGAGAAUCCAGGAGAGAGAGAAGGAGCUGCAGGAGCUGAGGAAGGCUUUGGAGACUCUCAAGAGCUCUGCACAGACAGCAGUGGAGGACAGUGAGAGGAUCUUUACUGAGAUGAUUCGCUCCAUUGAGAGAAGGCGCUCUGAGGUGGAAGAGCUGAUCAGAGCUCAGGAGAAAGCUGAGGUGAGUCAGGCUGAAGGACUCCUGAAGCGACUGGAGCAGGAGAUUGCUGAGCUGAAGAGGAGAGAUGCUGAGCUGGAGCAGCUUUCACACACAGAGGAUCACAUCCAUUUCCUCAAGACUUUCCAGUCAGUCAGUGAGAUACCUGACUCUAAAGACUUAUCCUGCAUCUCUGUGAACCAAGGCCUCUCCUUUGAGGCUGUGAAGAAAUCUGUCUCCUCACUAAAGACGCAGCUAGAGAAUUUCUGCAAGGAGGAAGUCAUGAAGAUAUCUGCAUCAGUGACUGAAGUCCAGGCUAUUUUGCCUCCUGAACCUACAACCAGAGAGGAUUUCCUACAAUACUCCUGUCACUUCACACUGGAUCCAAACACAGCACAGAGAGACCUCCAUCUGUCUGAGGGGAACAGGAGGGUGGAGCUGAGAGAUGAGGUGCAGUCAUAUCCUGAUCAUCCAGAGAGAUUUGAUGAGUGGGGUCAGGUGCUGUGUAGAGAGGGUGUGUCUGGACGCUGCUACUGGGAGGUUGAGAGGAGUGGGGAUGUUUAUAUAUCAGUCUCAUAUAAAAGCAUCAGCAGGAGAGGAGAGGGUGAUGAGUGUGGGUUUGGAUAUAAUGAUCAGUCCUGGAGUCUGAACCUCUACAUCUUUGGCUCCUAUUUCAGACACAAUAAUAAAGACACUAAUCUCCCUCUAGUGCGCAGCUCCAGAAUAGGAGUGUAUGUGGAUCACAGGGCAGGAACUCUGGCCUUCUACAGCAUCUCUGACACAAUGACCCUCCUGCACAGAGUCCAGACCACAUUCACUGACACACUCUACCCUGGGUUUAGGUUUUUGGGUUCUCGAUCAUCAGUGAAACUGUUGUAACUGAGAUGUACAGAUGCUGAAUCCAGACCACAUUCACCCAGCCUCUCUACCCUGGGUUUAGGGUUAGACAUUAGAUCACCAGUAAAGCUGUUGUGACUCUGGGGUGGAGCGCUGGGGUGACCCCACGUAUUGGCAGGUGUACCGCACUGGUGUGGUGGUGGUCUGGGAAGAAAACUAUGACAUCUGAGGCCCAACUUAGAAUGUAUUUACAACCCUAAAAUGGGAUGAUGAAUAAAAUGCAAAUAAAAACAGAAAAUGUGUUAAAUUACCUUUUUUUGUUUUAGAUUACCCUGAUUACAGUUUUACUCGAUAGAUUACACACUAUAACUGGGCCUGUUAACUAAACAUCCCAAACCAUGAUGCCAUCUAACCAUCAUUAACCAAAGUCAUCACAGCUCAAACCAACUAACCCACAAUUCCCCAGCUGGAAACACGAAGAGUCAAAAGUGGUCACACACCAUUCAGAACCUCAGGAUAGGUAGAUUAAUGGGCCAAUCAGAACUUCAGGAUAGGUAGAUUAAUGGGCCAUGGGCCAAUCAGAACCUCAGGAUAGGUAGAUUAAUGGGCCAUGGGCCAAUCAGAACCUCAGGAUGGGUAGAUUAAUGGGCCAUGGGCCAAUCAGAACCUCAGGAUAGGUAGAUUAAAGGGCCAUGGGUCACAUCACUUGUGUUGAAACAAUGGUUCCACAAAGACCACAAAGUACAAACUGUUUUGUUUUUUUCAUUGGUUUAUAUUGGUAAACACAUGGAAAUGAUUGUACUGUAUUCAAUGUGCUUUACAUAUCAGUUGCAUAUUCUUAUAGUACAUUUAUUUUUUUUUCUAAAUUUCAGUUUAUUUUACUACAGUACAUUGAGGAAUUAAACUUCUGAAAAUGUCUACAUGUGUUGUGUCUUUAUAUUGUGUUCAUCAUGUGGAGAGGUUGUUCUGGGGGGAAACCAUAAGUGCCAUCACUCAUUGCAGUAACAGGUUCUUACAGGAGUGUUUUGAGUUUAUCUCACCAGAGUGUACUGGUUACUCUGUAGUGUAUGUGUAUCUGAUGGCUUUUGGGUGAUGUCUGAAGACAACGUUUGGUUUAGAUUAGGGCAGCCAAGCAAAUAAAUUACUUUCUUUGUAUUA
Messenger RNA from Clupea harengus (Atlantic herring), 2875 nucleotides. RefSeq names its product tripartite motif-containing protein 16-like. Bases 104 to 1759 code for a protein of 551 amino acids. The transcript is spliced from 6 exons. NCBI's taxonomy places the organism in Eukaryota, Metazoa, Chordata, Actinopteri, Clupeiformes, Clupeidae. Gene Ontology annotation, molecular function: zinc ion binding; protein binding. The record is from RefSeq and is a predicted model, not a curated record.